AAUCCGGAAUGAGGCUGCGGAGGGGGAGGUGUUCAUAAGGGCGGUUGCUCCUCUCUGUAUUUGCCCAUGAUUUCUAGCCAUCAAUAAACAGCCCUUCUGUAUGUAUGUAUGUAUGUCUAUCGUUUUCGAUAAACAGAAGCUGACAAUAACAAAGGGUAAGGAUGAAUCAAUACAUUUCACCAGAAGGCACAAUCUUGAGUCUUGAUGGAUCGGAGAAAGGAAGCAUGGAGGCCAGUUCUGAUAGCCAUGAAAGGCCAUCCCGGCACAGGAAAGAGCACCCUGGCAAAAGCUCUUGCAAAGGCCAUCAAAUGCCCGUUAGUAGACAAGGACCAUUUCCGGGACUGCACCUACCCAAUUCAACAGGCCCUGCUGCAAACUUCACCUGCCAUGGCUGCCAAGCUGCUGAACGACCUGUCCUACGAAGCCAUGAGGCGGGUGGCGGCAGCCCAGCUUGGCUUGGGGCUGAGUGUGGUUGUUGACUCUCCGCUCUCCCGGCAGGCCCAUCUAAACUGCCUGAUGGAGAUGGCUGCCAGAAGCGGCGCCAGGGUGGUUGUGGUGGAGUGUAAGCCAGGGGAUGAGGGAGAGUGGCGCCGGAGGGUGGAGGUUAGGGGCGCUGAUUGUGGCGGAAUGGGGUGGCAUAAGCCGGCGACAUGGGAGGAUAUGCAGCGGUUGCUGGAGGAGUACGGCGGGUGUUGGGAGUUUGACGUCGGAGACGUGCCGAAGCUUGUGGUGGACACCACUGGUGGGGUUGAGGUUGAGGAGAUGGUUUCCAAGGUUAUUGAAUUUGUUGAUUCUUGCAAUCUUGAUCAGGAGUCUCGGGACAAGUAGUUGUUAAUGGCAGACCGAUCAUUUGGAAAAUUAUUAGAGUAUUUCUAAUUUGAAGUUACAAAAGAUAGAGCAUUUGUAGUGUAUAUAUUAUUAGUCCUCUUCACCGAUUUCAUCAAAAUCUUUGGAUGUGUUUGUCUGUGGGUUUGGAUUUAGAUUUGUAUCUUUAAUUAGUAAAAAGCUUCAUAUAUAUAAAUAAAUGUUGGGAUUUAUUAUUA
This is a messenger RNA of Andrographis paniculata, 1043 nucleotides long. RefSeq lists its product as uncharacterized. The transcript has 2 exons. Lineage: Eukaryota; Viridiplantae; Streptophyta; Magnoliopsida; Lamiales; Acanthaceae. Bases 205 to 828 code for a protein of 207 amino acids. The record is from RefSeq and is a predicted model, not a curated record.